Gekko japonicus is the source of this 1086-nucleotide messenger RNA. RefSeq names its product carbonic anhydrase XII (gene CA12). The transcript is spliced from 10 exons. Gene Ontology annotation, cellular component: plasma membrane. NCBI's taxonomy places the organism in Eukaryota, Metazoa, Chordata, Lepidosauria, Squamata, Gekkonidae. Gene Ontology annotation, molecular function: zinc ion binding; carbonate dehydratase activity. The record is from RefSeq and is a predicted model, not a curated record. The coding region runs from base 1 to 1086 and encodes 361 amino acids.
AUGCCAGCCCAGAGAUCCAGCCCAGCCGCCACCGCCGCCGUGGUUCUCACACUCUUCUCCUGGGCUCGCCUUUCAGAGCAGGCACCUGCGAACGGGUCGACAUGGUCUUACCUCGAAUGUAAAGUCUCGUUACCUUCCUUGGCUUUCCCAGGUCCUGAAGGAGAAAAGAUGUGGCCAAAGAGAUACCCAUUUUGCGGGGGGCAAUUCCAGUCUCCCAUCGAUUUCCAUGAGGAUAUUCUCCAGUACGACUCCAGUCUCCUGCCUAUAGAAGUGGAAGGGUACAACGUGUCAUCUCUCGAACAGUUUAUCUUGAUCAACAAUGGACAUUCAGUCAAAAUGAGCCUGUCCCCCACCAUGCAUGUCCGAAACCUCCGGAACAAGUUCUCUGCCGCGCAGCUCCAUUUACAUUGGGGGAACCAGAACAAGUUGGAAGGAUCGGAACACACGGUUGGCGGGAAACAUUUCGCGGCCGAACUCCAUAUUGUACAUUAUAACUCCGACCUAUAUCUAGAUAUGGAUUCAGCGGCGGACAAGUCCGACGGACUGGCGGUCUUGGGAAUCCUGAUACAGGUAGGCCGGUUCAACCCUUCCUAUGAAAAGCUCUUCAAUCAUUUGCAGAAUGUGAAAUACAAAGAUCAGGAAACAUACAUCUCCGGUUUCAACAUCCAAGAACUGCUUCCAGAUAGACUGGAUGAGUAUUACCGUUAUGAAGGAUCCCUGACCACGCCCCCCUGCUACCCAAGUGUUCUUUGGACGGUUUUCCGGAACCCAGUAUAUAUUUCACGGGAACAGCUGAUGGCCCUUCAGACGGCUUUGUAUUGCACACAGCUGGAUGAUCCCGCCCCCAUAGAAAUGGUGGACAACUUCCGGAAAGUGCAGGAGUUUGAAAGGAUGGUUUUCGUCUCCUUCCAACAAGGUUUUGUGGAAUCCAUCGUCUUGGCCAGUAGUCUUGUAGCUGUUGUGGUCCUGGUCUUGACCUUUUGGCUGAUUCGGAGGACAACGAGAAGCAGAAGGACCAAGGAAGACAAAGGCAUCAUCUACAAACCGGCCAUCAGCAAAGAGGAGGAAAACACCUCCACGGCGUAA